AUGGUAGGACUCACGCUGUAUGACGUCCUUGCGAUUGCAACUACCGCUUCUACGGAUGAUGUGAGGAGGGCAUACAAACAGAAAGCUCUUGAAACGCACCCUGACAAGCUCGAACCUACCUGUAUCGGAGCAAGAGCGCCGGGCUGCAGAGGGAAGGUUCAGAAAUGUAUGGGUGGUCUGAGCUUGGUAUGCGAGGCAUUUGAGGUGCUAAGUGAUCCAGUGAAAAAGAAGGCCUACGAUGACCGUAUUCAGCUUGCUCAGAAGAACAAGAAACACUGGGAUGAGCAGCACGACAAGCGAGUCAAGACGCGCGAAGAGUGGGCGCGUCAAGUCAAGGAACGCAGCGAGGCUCGUAUGAAAGAACGUGCAGAUUUCUAUGAAAACCUCAAGCGUAUAAAAGAGGAAAAGCAGCGAUACGUGGAAAUGGUUGAGCUAUUCUAUCAAGAACUGCGCGACUGCCACCCAGAGUGGGAAUCGAGGAGGCAGGCUGCGCUACAGUGGAAAGAAAUGGCGGACAAAGGCCAAAUACCACGACGACACACGACUCGCAUUUAGCGAGGCGAACUCAAACGAAUAGUUUGUUCAUUUCAGAGCGUAUUUUGCUUUAUUUAUCUCCCAGCGCUGGAGUUUUUAUUCGCGAUACUGUUGUACUUCUAUGCUU
Messenger RNA from Suillus fuscotomentosus, 661 nucleotides. RefSeq lists its product as uncharacterized. NCBI's taxonomy places the organism in Eukaryota, Fungi, Basidiomycota, Agaricomycetes, Boletales, Suillaceae. The record is from RefSeq and is a predicted model, not a curated record. The coding region runs from base 1 to 555 and encodes 184 amino acids. The transcript has 5 exons. Gene Ontology annotation, cellular component: chloroplast.